AUGCCCAGCUAUACUCUCAGUAUCUGUUUCAUAAACACACACACAGGCGCGGGAGGAGCAGGUAGAGAUAAAUACAGCGUCUGUCGCUGUCUCUCCCUGUGCCCAGGAGCGCCUCCCUGCAGUGAGGGCGCAGUAGCUCUGAAUGGCAGGGCCUGCCCGACUCACCCCGCCGGGAAGAGGCUCUUGCUGGGCCCCCUGGUUGCUGUGCAUCGGGGAGAGGAACUUUCUCUCUUUCCCCUCCCAGGCUCAAGCCCGGGCACAAAGUUAAGCAGCCCGGACCAGCCCACGCCAGAGGCUGCAGCUGGCGGGUCUGCGAACUCCGGCGCGUGGUUUAAUAGCGGGCGCCUCUCUCCUCCUCUCCCUCCGCCCCCCUUCCCCUCUGCAAGUUGGUGCCCGGGCGUGUGCAGCGAGCAGCGGGUGCGUGGCAUGAACCUGGAGAGCAGCGAGUGCGGGAUGAGCUCGGUGAGCUGCGGCAACGGGAAGCUCCGCCAGUGGCUGAUUGACCAGAUCGACAGCGGCAAGUACCCGGGCCUGGUGUGGGAGAACGACGAGAAGAGCAUCUUCCGCAUCCCCUGGAAACACGCCGGCAAGCAGGACUACAACCGCGAGGAGGAUGCCGCCCUCUUCAAGGCUUGGGCUCUUUUUAAAGGAAAGUUCAGAGAGGGCAUUGAUAAACCAGAUCCCCCAACUUGGAAGACAAGGCUACGGUGUGCUUUGAACAAGAGCAAUGACUUUGAAGAACUGGUUGAGAGAAGCCAGCUGGAUAUUUCUGAUCCAUAUAAAGUGUACAGAAUAGUGCCAGAAGGAGCUAAAAAAGGAGCAAAACAACUCAGCCUAGAGGAUCAACAGAUAAUGAUGAACCAUCCGUACACAAUGACUUCUCCUUAUACUUCACUACAGGCUCAGGUGUCAAACUACAUGGUACCUCAUGAACGUAACUGGAGAGAUUUUGCCCCAGAGCAGCCACACCCUGACAUCCCCUACCAAUGCCCAAGUGUUCCUUUUGCAGCUCGCAGUCACCAUUGGCAAGGUCCUGCUUGUGAAAACGGUUGUCAGGUGACUGGAACCUUUUAUGCUUGUGCACCAUCUGAGUCACAGACUCCUGGGAUCCCAAUAGAGCCAAGCAUAAGGUCUGGUGAAGCUCUUGCACUAUCAGACUGUCGACUACACAUCUGUCUAUAUUACCGUGAAAUACUGGUGAAAGAGAUGACGACUUCAAGUCCCGAAGGCUGUAGAAUAUCUCAUGCCCAAAAUUAUGAGGUCAGCAGCUUGGAUCAAGUUAUCUUCCCCUAUCCAGAAGAUAAUGGCCAGAGGAAAAACAUAGAAAAAUUACUGAGCCACUUGGAACGAGGAGUAAUACUCUGGAUGGCACCUGAUGGGCUUUAUGCUAAGAGACUUUGUCAAAGCAGGAUCUACUGGGAUGGACCUCUGGCGAUAUGCAGUGACAGGCCAAAUAAACUGGAAAGGGAGCAGACCUGCAAACUUUUUGAUACUCAGCAAUUUUUAGCAGAACUGCAAGCUUUUGCCCACCAUGGACGUCCAUUGCCUAGAUUCCAGGUUGCUCUGUGUUUUGGAGAGGAAUUUCCAGACCCACAAAGACAGAGGAAGCUAAUUACAGCCCAUGUUGAGCCAAUGUUUGCAAGGCAGCUGUAUUACUUUGCUCAACAAAACAGUGGACAUUUUCUGAGAGGCUAUGAUUUACCAGAACAUGUCACUAGUCCAGAGGAUUACCACAGAUCUAUUCGCCAUUCCUCCAUUCAAGAAUAA
Messenger RNA from Emys orbicularis (European pond turtle), 1767 nucleotides. It is a transcript of the gene IRF4, whose product is annotated as interferon regulatory factor 4. Gene Ontology annotation, cellular component: nucleus. Gene Ontology annotation, biological process: immune system process; regulation of transcription by RNA polymerase II. NCBI's taxonomy places the organism in Eukaryota, Metazoa, Chordata, Testudines, Emydidae. The coding region runs from base 1 to 1767 and encodes 588 amino acids. The transcript is spliced from 8 exons. The record is from RefSeq and is a predicted model, not a curated record. Gene Ontology annotation, molecular function: RNA polymerase II cis-regulatory region sequence-specific DNA binding; DNA-binding transcription factor activity, RNA polymerase II-specific; protein binding.